Molecule: messenger RNA, 1059 nt
Organism: Mycotypha africana
Lineage: Eukaryota; Fungi; Mucoromycota; Mucoromycetes; Mucorales; Mycotyphaceae
Product: 3-beta hydroxysteroid dehydrogenase/isomerase family-domain-containing protein
Exons: 2
Coding region: 1-1059 (352 amino acids)
Biological process (GO): steroid biosynthetic process
Molecular function (GO): 3-beta-hydroxy-Delta5-steroid dehydrogenase (NAD+) activity
Source: RefSeq, a predicted model, not a curated record
AUGCAUUCUUACUUGGUGAUCGGUGGUAAUGGCUUCUUGGGUCAACAUGUUAUAGAGCAGAUCCGUUUGCGUAAAGAUGGCUCUACUAUUUCAGUAUUUGACAUUUCCGAACCUAAGGAGCCUCAAAGCGAUGUAAAAUAUUUCACAGGUGAUUUGCGCAAGUUCGAUGAUGUGUACAGUGCACUCGAAGGCAUCACGGCUGUCAUUCAUACUGCCUCACCUCCUCACGUGAAUUCGAGCAAUCCACCUAGAGACUUGUAUUUUGGCAUUAAUGUGGAUGGUACCAAAAAUGUUAUUAAAGCUUGUCAGGAAAAGGGCAUCAAGGUUCUCGUUGUGACAAGCUCUGGAAGUGUUAUUUCUAAUGGUGAGCCUAUGGUUAAUAUUGAUGAAAAUACACCUUAUCCAGAAAAGGCAAUCGAUGUCUAUACUGAAUCUAAGAUGGAAUGUGAAAAGGUGGUAUUAGCCGCUAAUGGCGAAAGAGGAUUACUAACCUGCACUAUCCGCCCUUCAGCUAUUUUCGGCCCAGGUGAUAGGCAACUUAUUCCUGGUAUGAUUGAAGUAUGUGAACGAGGCCAACAUCGUUUCCAAAUUGGCAACAACCAGUCCUUGAUGGAUUUUACCUAUGUUGGUAAUAUUGCUUAUGCUCAUGUACUGGCUGCUGAGAAAUUGGCUAUUCCUGGUUCUGGAGUUGCUGGCCAAGCUUUUAAUUUGACAAAUGGAACACCUGUGCCUUUCUGGGAUUUUGCUUCUAGGGUUUGGGCUGAAUAUGGUCACUACAUGCCUAACGACAAGAAGGUUAUCUUAUCUAAAGGCGCCAGUACGGUCAUUGCCCUCAUUAGCGAAACUAUUUUCAGUAUUAAGCAAUUAAUUUGGGAUAAGAGCCAACUUAAGGAAGGUUUAUCCAGAGCUAGAAUCAAACAAGCUAUGUCAUCACGUUACUUCAACAUUGACAAGGCAAGAACUCUAUUGGGUUAUGAGCCCCAAGUCGGCCUUGAUGAAGGCAUCAAAUUAAGUGUAGCAUAUUACAAAGAGCAUCAUCCUUCUAUUAUCAGCAAAUAA